Molecule: messenger RNA, 1694 nt
Organism: Sorghum bicolor (sorghum)
Lineage: Eukaryota; Viridiplantae; Streptophyta; Magnoliopsida; Poales; Poaceae
Product: actin-related protein 2
Exons: 15
Coding region: 187-1356 (389 amino acids)
Biological process (GO): Arp2/3 complex-mediated actin nucleation
Cellular component (GO): actin cortical patch; Arp2/3 protein complex
Molecular function (GO): actin filament binding
Source: RefSeq, a predicted model, not a curated record
UCAAUCCGACGGUGAGAGCUGUUGCGGCCAAUCCCUCCCGCAGUCUCCUCCGUCUUGUCCGGUUGUCCCCUCCCGUACCGUACCGUAGCUUGGAAGCGCAGAGAGACAGGGAGAUCACCACAGGUCCCAAGACCCAGAGGGGAGGAGGAGGAGGAGGACCGCCCCGAAGAAGGGAGGGAAGCGCGAAUGGAGAGCAGGAACGUAGUGGUGUGCGACAAUGGUACCGGGUAUGUGAAGUGUGGCUUUGCUGGUGAGAACUUUCCUACAUCUGUGUUCCCUUGUGUUGUCGGAAGACCUCUACUUCGCUAUGAGGAGUCACUUCAGGAGCAAGAAUUGACGGAUAUUGUUGUUGGAGCAGCUUGUGCUGACUUGAGACAUCAACUUGAUGUAUCAUAUCCUGUCACCAAUGGCAUUGUUCAAAAUUGGGAUGAUAUGGGCCAUAUUUGGGAUAAUGCCUUCUACAGUGAGCUCAAGGUCGAUCCAUCAGAGUGUAAAAUCCUACUGACAGAUCCACCACUCAAUCCCGUGAAAAACCGAGAAAAAAUGAUCGAGACCAUGUUCGAGAAAUAUAAUUUUGCUGGGGUCUUCAUCCAGAUCCAAGCAGUUCUUUCGCUGUACGCUCAAGGCUUGCUAACUGGACUUGUGAUAGAUUCUGGUGACGGUGUUACUCAUGUGGUUCCUGUAGUUGAUGGAUACUCUUAUCCUCAUCUGACAAAGAGAAUGAAUGUAGCUGGAAGACAUAUAACCUCUUAUCUUGUUGACCUACUAUCAAGGAGAGGGUAUGCUAUGAACAAAUCUGCUGACUUUGAGACGGUCAGAGAAAUAAAAGAGAAGCUAUGCUAUAUAAGCUAUGAUUACAAACGAGAAUACCAGCUAGGACUUGAGACCACAAUCCUUGUGAAAAGUUACACUCUUCCAGAUGGAAGAGUCAUUAAAGUGGGCACUGAACGAUUUCAAGCUCCUGAAGCUCUUUUCACUCCUGAACUGAUAGAUGUUGAAGGUGAUGGGAUGGCAGAUAUGGCAUUCCGUUGCAUUCAGGAAAUGGAUAUCGACAACCGGAUGACGCUCUAUCAACAUAUUGUCCUGAGUGGAGGAAGUACAAUGUACCCUGGUCUACCAAGUCGGUUGGAGAAGGAAAUUCUUGAUCGCUAUCUUGAUGUAGUUUUGAAGGGAAACAAAGAUGGCCUGAAGAAAUUACGACUGCGGAUAGAGGAUCCUCCUCGGAGAAAGCACAUGGUGUACCUGGGAGGUGCAGUGCUUGCUGGAAUCAUGAAGGAUGCACCUGAGUUCUGGAUAACCAGGCAGGAGUAUCAGGAAGAAGGUGUAGCGUGCCUAAGGAAGUGCGGACAGUCAUAAGUCGCAACCGUCCAAUCCUACCACAGAAGAAAUGGAGGGGCUCCCGAUGCUGACGGAAACAAGGGCCAGAGCUUACAAAGCCGGCCAUGGUUCGCUCAUGAAGCGAAGGUUACAUGUGUAAAGAAGAGCUCAGCACUACAGCUUUGUUGUUGGUGUAUAUUGUAGUGAGCUGUCCUGAACAUGCUCGGGGGUAAUACUGUUCUAGGGGAUCAUGUUUGUAUUGGCUACUCAAUUCGACCUCUGUUAUUGAUCAUAUUGUCAAGUUUUAGAUAUGGAACUUGAAGGCUACCUUUAUUUGUAUUUUUUCCCGAUUAAUUUCAUGAACCUGACAAAGUCUA